Trichoderma virens Gv29-8 is the source of this 1143-nucleotide messenger RNA. RefSeq lists its product as uncharacterized. The coding region runs from base 8 to 1081 and encodes 357 amino acids. Gene Ontology annotation, molecular function: DNA binding; ATP binding; DNA clamp loader activity. The record is from RefSeq and is a predicted model, not a curated record. The transcript has 3 exons. Gene Ontology annotation, biological process: DNA repair; DNA-templated DNA replication. Gene Ontology annotation, cellular component: Rad17 RFC-like complex; nucleus; Ctf18 RFC-like complex. Lineage: Eukaryota; Fungi; Ascomycota; Sordariomycetes; Hypocreales; Hypocreaceae.
CGCAAAAAUGCCCGCCGCAAAGCCAGAAGAAAAGGGCGAGUCCUCCAAUGCCACAUCAAAGGCAGUGCUUGCAGCUUCCUCCAAUGGAUCGCCGAAUUAUGAGCUGCCAUGGGUGGAAAAGUAUCGCCCGGUGUUCUUGGACGAUGUCGUCGGCAACACAGAGACUAUUGAGCGGUUAAAGAUUAUAGCGAAGGAGGGAAACAUGCCCCAUGUCAUUAUAUCGGGCAUGCCCGGUAUUGGAAAGACGACCAGUGUUCUCUGCCUCGCCCGCCAGUUACUGGGAGAAUCAUACAAAGAAGCCGUCCUGGAACUCAAUGCCAGUGAUGAACGAGGUAUUGACGUCGUUCGUAACCGAAUCAAGGGCUUUGCGCAGAAGAAAGUUACCUUGCCUGCUGGCAGACACAAGCUGGUUAUUCUCGACGAAGCCGACAGCAUGACCUCUGGUGCCCAGCAAGCUCUCCGGAGAACCAUGGAGAUUUACUCCAAUACUACUAGAUUUGCGUUUGCAUGCAACCAGUCCAACAAGAUUAUCGAGCCGCUACAAUCACGAUGCGCAAUCCUUCGAUAUGCCAAGUUGACGGAUGAACAAGUCGUGAAGCGGCUGAUGCAGAUUAUCGAGGCGGAAAAGGUCGAAUACAGCGACGACGGCUUGGCCGCCUUGGUUUUCAGCGCAGAGGGAGAUAUGCGACAAGCCAUCAACAACCUGCAGUCAACAUGGGCUGGCUUCGGUUUCGUCUCUGGCGACAACGUCUUCAAGGUGGUCGAUUCACCGCACCCGAUCAAAGUGCAGGCCAUGCUGAAGGCUUGCUACGAGGGGAACGUCGAUUCAGCUCUGGACACCCUCCGGGAGCUGUGGGAUAAGGGGUACUCCAGCCACGACAUUAUCAGCACAAUGUUCAAGGUCACAAAGACGAUGCCGACGCUUAGCGAGCAUUCAAAGCUGGAAUUCAUCAAAGAGAUUGGCUUCACACACAUGAAGAUUCUAGAAGGCGUUCAGACACUACUUCAGCUGUCUGGAUGUGUCGCUCGUCUUUGCAAGCUCAAUAUGGACCCUAAGAGAUUUAAACCACUGUCAAAAUAGGAUAGAAGAUAAUAGCAUCAUUAACGGAAUACAGGUAGCGAAUGUGCUUUUUUUUCUCUUCC